AUGCGCCAAUUCUAUCGCCGCCCAUAUCCUCUUCCUCGCUAUAUGCAGCAGCGCUCGACUUGGACGCUGUUGCAGACAACUUCGGCAAAGCCUAUCCCAGACUUCGCCCCGCUCUACAAGGACGAUCCCUCCGGCCCUAAGAUCGUCGACUUCUCCAUUAACCUCGUCCCUCCCCAUGGUUCUUCUCUCGAAUCCGCCACCCAUGCGCUCCUCCUCCACGAACCCCCGCAGUUCCUCUCUAUUAAUCAGACGCUCAACGAAGCUUAUAAAAAGCCCGCCGUUAUAUCUAUCGAAACAAAGAAGGGUUUCUAUGAAGAAGAGGACGCCAGGUUUAAGCUGGGCAUGUGGGUGGCCGCGUGGCAGAAUCGGGUCGCUGCAUUACGACUCACAGAGAAACUGGUGUGCACGCCUUUGCCAGGCUUGAUUGUAUUUGGGCAUGAGUGGUGGCUGUACUGGGUUGUCGAUCAGGAGACAUCUGUGGAUAUUAUUGAGUUUCCUAUUAGUAUUGGAUGCACAAGGACUAUUACUGGCUGUUAUCGAUUGCUGGCUGUUAUUCGGUACUUGUUGGGUGUGUGGAUACCGGAGACUUUUCUGCCAUGGUUCAAAGAUAAAGUCUUGGGUCUGCAAGAAGAAGCAGACAGCAUUACUUUUGGAACUGAUUGCGUUGUACCCAUUCCUUGGAUAUCCCCUGAUCAAUAUAGCCACCUUCUUACUGGCCCAGCCAUGAUUGGCACAUAUGAGAAUGGUGAGGUGGAUGAGAACCGUAAGCAAGCGCGUGCGGACCCCAACCAGAGUCUGAAAGAGGUCUUUGGUAUCGACAACAUUUUCACCAACAAGACCGACAAGAAAAAGCCUUUCAUUGAAAAGGUUGAAAAAAUAAUGUGGGAGGCCAUGAAAGCGAACAGUUUUAGGGAUGAUGGAGACUGGCGCGACCUGCGUAAUCAAGCCAUCGUCUUCUUCGAUGAGUAUAUGAAGGAGUGUGAUACUGAACUUAUCAACCUUGCCGAGCUCACUCAAUUCAUCGUCUUAAAGCAGUCCCUCUGGUACCUCUUUGAGAGCGCUCAAGAAGCCCUGGAAACAAGCAAAACGCAGUUCAACGACGUCAAGUUUAUUGGUCGUCGCAUUAAUGAACUUUGGAUCCAGUCCAAGAUGACAGAAGCCGAGCUAGACGGAGCGAAGCCACCCAUAUGGAGCGAUGAGAAAGACCUUCAUGCCGCACUACGCCGAGUGACUAUCAGCAAAAAGACUUUCGACAUGCCAGGCAUGUUCCCUGAAGAUGUAACCGACGACAAGCCUGGAGAUACGACAACACUCGAUCCGACCAAGCCGACUGAAAACCCGAUGAAUCUCCUUCUGCCAGCAUAUGAAACGAUGUGGCGAGUCGUCAUGCGUUGCUUCUUGGAGAUCAAGCACCGCGGUGCGCCCAACAGAUCGGAUUGGACAGCUAUCCUCAGAGGCUACCUCGAAGAUCUUGGUGACCCAAACUGCAAACCAAAUGACGCCUUUCACAAGAGCUCCGCGACAGCUAGCAGUGUGCGGCCAGUUGAGAUUGUCAAAGAAACUUUGCGUCUCUACCCCCCUACUCGUCGCGUUCAUCGAAUGUACUAUGACGAGCAGGUCGCUGCAAACAUAGAAGAGUGCCACAGGUUCGAUAUACUUGGAGGACAAGACCCUCUUACGUUCCGCCCGGAGCGCUGGCAGAACAUUUGCACCGCACAACGGCAGGACUUCUAUGACAAAGCAGCGCUAUCUGCUUCUAUUCAGACAGAUUGGUUGAAUUACCGGACCGCCAAGGAUACCCUCAAAAAUGAAGAGGCAAAAUUAGGAUAUAUGCCAUUUGCGCACUACUGUGCCGCUGAUCACCCUAAGACGAAAGAGUUUGCUUCUAAGAUGAUUGCAUUGGUCGUGGCUGUGCCCUGCAAUGGGCUCAAGGACGAGUGGGAGUUGGUCGAUCCUACGAGCCUGCCCUUGACUGGAGUACCUUUGGACUCCGAUCGCGCAGCGUACGAGGGGCUGAAGUUGAAGCGUAAGGCUUAG
Molecule: messenger RNA, 2037 nt
Organism: Pyrenophora tritici-repentis Pt-1C-BFP
Lineage: Eukaryota; Fungi; Ascomycota; Dothideomycetes; Pleosporales; Pleosporaceae
Source: RefSeq, a predicted model, not a curated record